Molecule: messenger RNA, 1005 nt
Organism: Dichomitus squalens LYAD-421 SS1
Lineage: Eukaryota; Fungi; Basidiomycota; Agaricomycetes; Polyporales; Polyporaceae
Product: homoserine O-acetyltransferase
Exons: 12
Coding region: 1-1005 (334 amino acids)
Biological process (GO): biosynthetic process
Molecular function (GO): acyltransferase activity, transferring groups other than amino-acyl groups
Source: RefSeq, a predicted model, not a curated record
AUGGCGGGUAACACGAUUCAGUACUAUCACCAUGGUCGCUUCGCUGUCGCAGGGGGUGUCUUACCCGAUGCGGUGACUGCUUACCAGACAUACGGAGAACCGUCAAACCCGUGCAUCGUGUUCCCUACGUGCUAUGGGGCCAAACUUGGGCUAGGCAGUCAGCUGUACCUGGUCGGGGAGGAUAAGGCACUGGAUACGAGGAAGUACUUCGUCGUAACUUUCGCGUUAUUCUCAAAUGGCGAGUCGUCGUCGCCUUCUAACACGCCCGUGCCUUACAAUGGGCCCUACUUUCCAGCGGUCUCGUACGAGGACAAUAUACGUGCGCAAUAUGCUGUCCUUCAGGACCUUGGCGUCAAGAAAGUCCGCUGUGUCGUAGGUUUCUCGAUGGGUGGACAACAGGCUUACCACUGGGCGACAAUUUACCCUGAUUUCGUGGAACGGUUUGCAGCUAUCUGUUCUUCGGCGCGGACCAGCCCGCAUAACAAAUGGUAUCGCUGCCCUAAAGCCGCGCUGAAGGCAUCGCGCGACUUCCACGAUGGACACUACACUUCUCCGCCCGAGGUCGGAGUCCGGGCAUUCGCCAGAGCGUAUAGCGCUUGGGCGUAUGGACAGGCGUGGUUCCGUGACCAUCUGUACCAGAUGGGUGGCCUGUAUCCGACGCUAGAAGCCUUUCUGAAGGAAGGAUGGGAGGGGCGAUUUGUGGCUAAUUGGGACGCAAACGACAUGCUCACGCUCCUCGAUACAUGGCAGCGUGGAGACAUCUCCAUAGUCCGGAACGGAGAUGAUUUCACGAAUGCAUUACGGUCUAUCACAGCGAAGGCCCUGAUUAUGCCUUGCAAAACGGAUCUCUAUUUUUGUCCCGAAGACAGCGUGAACGAAGUGUCCAUGCUGAGAGAUGCUGAGCUAGCGGUUAUCGAUAGUGUUUGGGGACACGCGGCGGGCGGAGGCGCCAAUGCUGCGGAUGUUGCCUUCAUAACGAAAAAGAUCACGGAAUUCCUAGCCUAA